Messenger RNA from Cuscuta campestris, 2555 nucleotides. The record is from the annotation of a GenBank genome assembly. Lineage: Eukaryota; Viridiplantae; Streptophyta; Magnoliopsida; Solanales; Convolvulaceae.
CCCCAUUUUUACAUUACCCAUAUUUUCCCACAAUGAAUGUGCCCUGAAAGAUAAUUUCAAAACCUAACUGGAGAAUAGUUUCCAUUCACGGUGACAAUUGUGGCUCAAACGCAAUUCAAAAAAACUCCUGCCAUUAAAAAUUCUGUCGAAGACGUUCCAAAGUACACUAAAAAUUUAACUUUUUGAAUAAAAAAAACUACUCCCUCCAUACGGAAAUAUUCUUCCCAUUUCCUUUUUUAGUAUACUUUUUAAGACUAAAUAUCAAUAAUACCCUUCUAUUUUAUCACAAAUCUACUUUUUUAGUACUUUUUUAAUAAUAAAAUGAGAUUUAAAAAUUUAUAGUAUGUGCAUUUUUGAAAAUUUUGCAUUUUUUUAACUAUUCCUUAAUAAGCGUGCCAAGUCAACACGGGAAGAACAUUUCCGAACGGAAGGAGUAAAAUAUAUCAUCGGGUAAAGCAAAACUCGAAUUAAAUGAGCACAAAAAAUCAUUUUACUAAUUUAAUCUUGAAUGCACAACAUAAAUCACAUAAUAAUAAAAAGAAACAUGAUGACCUAUCAGUGUAACUAUGACAAAAGAAGCAUCAUUGGAUAAAUCCGUAGCCAUGAAUAUUCAUCAUCAUCUAGGAUCUCAUGUUUCCAAUACAAAAUCUAUUCUUAGAAAAAACUGAGAAAUAUAGUCAUGAUAUUGGUGUUGUCAAGGGAUUAAAACCAAAACAAAUUUGUUAAACCAUUCUUGACCAUUUAGAUUAUAGGCAACAGGGAAAAGAGGAGAUCCACACUGAGUACAUCGCCUCGGCAAAGUUGCCAUUUGAACACAAAAGCAAAAUAAAAAUACUCUUUAUACACUUCUCAUUUUCAGGAAAAAUAUUAAAAAAAGAGAAUAAAAAAAUUGAAAUUGAUUGCCUCAGCGGUAGUGACAAUUAGUAAGAGUCAACAUAAUGAAUCUGAUAAUACGUGCGUUAUGCAAUGCAUCAUUGACAAACUCUAGGGACAGGCAACAAAUUCAACAUUUUUCUUUAAAUUCUUAAAAAACAAAUUCCAUAAAUAAAAAAUACAUUUAAAACAUAUAUUCAAAGAAAAAAUUCAAGUAAUUUCCAAGAAAAAAUGCCAACAAAAGAUAAACGAAAAAGAUUUGUAACUUGACAAGCUUGAAAAUAAAAAUCUGUUAAUCAAAUUCAUAAUCUAAGAUCUAAAAAAUCUUGAAGAAAAGUAAACAAAAUGUACAAAAUGAAAACAAGCAGAUUCAAGAAAAAAUGCAUCAGAGAGAUUCCCAACGACAAAUCAUCAUUCUCAAAGAGAUCUGAUGUCCCUGUCUGUGUGUCAUCACUUGCAUCAAAUAAAAUUCCAAAUAAAUUAUUAAAAGAGUAUCAAUCCAGUAAAAUAUUAACUACAUAAUUUUUCAAAAAUGUAUGAUUAAAUUGAUUUUCUGUUUAAGCUCUGCCAAUAGCCUCAGAUUUAGGUUAUUUACAUUGAAAAUUCAAAGUAUAUUUAAUGCCAUCACAGGCAAAAGGGGCAGAACUCAGCAAAACAAUAUGAUAAACACAGAUGAUUAAAAGUUGAACAACGAUCGGAAACCGAAAGAGAAGAUCGGCGGACCAGACAUAACUGCGGAUUUGAGAGAGACUAAUGGCGAUUUUGGAAAAAAAAAAAAAACUUUUUUGUAAUGAAUUUGCAGAGAACAAACAAUCGAAAUUAAAAAGAAAGAUAAGAAGAAGUUGAACGUGAACUGGGCUAAUGACAGUGUGGGAGUGGACGAACUAGGGUUUAUGAUGUAAAGUUCAAUGGGAUGCUGGCUACUUGGAGACUCCUAAACAGAGAGAUUGCCACAGGUAUGCACGAGAACUUUAAUAAUUAUUUGGCGGCUGUUUUUGGAUCGACUUCGGCUGUCGAUGGGGCAGUGAUGGCUGCGGGUAUUUGGGCCAUCUGGAAAGCCCGAAAUCAGGCCUGCUGGGAACUCAACGUGGUCAGACCGGAGGUUGCUGCUAAUUGGGCACGAGAAGUAUGCGUGGCUAGGACAAGUCGUGAUAUACAUGGUGGCACGAUGCCGACGUCGGAGGGGUCGGGGCUUCAGCACUUAGAUCGGCCGGAUCUCCUGCAUUGCUUUGUUGAUGCUGCCAUGUUUGAACAGGUUGGUUCUGCAUCGGUGGCGGCAGCCCUUCUUGAUGGGUAUGGCAAGUUCAUCGGGGGUUUCAACAAGCUUGUCACCUGUCCCUUGGUACCGAGGUACGUAGAAACCUUAGCUAUUAAGGAAGCUUUAUCUUGGCUCAAGGAGAGGAAUAUCCAUGAGGUUGGUAUUUUCUCUGACUAUGUUCAAGUGGUCCAUGCUCUAAAGAACGACGUGGUAGAUGCUCGAUCAUAUUUGAACGCGGUGGAGGAUGAUUGCAAAAAACUCACUUAUUUCUUUAACUAUGUUAAUUUUUUUCACAUUCAUAGACAGUCGAAUUUGAUUGCGCACACCCUUGCUAGAUUGGCUGUUAAUGGGUGCUAUGAAUGGCAUUCUAUUCCCCCUAAUGAUGUAUUGCAUUUACUUUGAUGAAUGAAAGUGUUUGAGUUUC